AUGGCUGAAGAAAUAAUUGAAGGUGAUGCAAAGGAACAAUAUAACAUGUUAUGGAGAUAUGUAGCUGAGUUGAGAAAACAUUGUGCUGGGAACACUGUCAAACUAAAUACUGAGAGACACCAUCCAACACUACCACUAAGAUUUGACCAACAAAAGGGACUUGUUAGUGUCUUUGAGGAAAUGCAUCAGCAAGUUGAACACAGGGUCUGCCUCAGACACCUGAUUGCUAAUAGUGUUGUUAAGCUUGAUAAGUGGAAGCACAAUGUCAUACCUAAUCCUAGGAAAAGGCAUGUUGUUUCUGCAUUACAGAAUCAAAACUUAGAUCCUAAGAAAUAUGUUGACCCUUGUUACAUGAGAGAAGCUUACAAGGCAUGUUAUGAAAACAAUGUUAGUCCAAUAAAUGGCAUGGACAUAUGGCCAACUGUGGAUGCUGAAGAAUUGUUGCCACCACAAUACAAGAAGGGACCUGGAAGGCCUAAGAAACUGAGGUUUAGAGAGUUGGAUGAGAAUGGUUCAAGGAUGAGGAGGGUAGGUGUAGCAUAUAGAUGCACGCAUUGUGACAAAUUUGGCCAUAAUUCUAGGAAGUGUCAAGCUAAGGAGCAAGAUCCUAAUGCACUAAAGAGAAAGAGAAAGACACCCAGGACCAAAGUGUCAAAAAAAUCUGAUGGGACUGUGGAUGAAGGCCCAGAGAUGGAUGCAAAUGUUGAUACAACUGAAACUGGAGGUGGAACUGUGGAUGAAGGCCCAGAGAUGGAUGCAUUGCUGAAUAAUAUGAUGGAUCUUUAUGAAGAACAACAAUCACAAGUUGACAAUCCCACACAACCUACUGCUAUGCAACCUCCCCCAACACAUGAAUCACAACCUGCUGCAAUGCAACCUCCCCCAACACAUGAUUCACAACCUGCUACAAUGCAACCUGACCCUGCUGCUACUAAUGUCAAAAAACCUUCAGCUAGGAAAAAGGCUGUGGCCGUGCCUUGGAAGCGAUCAAGAAAGAGAGUCAGUGAAAGAUUGAAGGAAGUGAGGAAUGCCAAAAGACAUGGUGGGCCUGGAUCAACACCUGAUGCACCUUUGACCAUAGGUGAAGAAACUGGUGGUAGCACCUCAAAGAAGAUAUCAAGGAAGAAGAGGAAGGGCAUUGAUCAGUAG
Messenger RNA from Vicia faba (fava bean), 1149 nucleotides. Lineage: Eukaryota; Viridiplantae; Streptophyta; Magnoliopsida; Fabales; Fabaceae. The record is from the annotation of a GenBank genome assembly.